Aricia agestis (brown argus) is the source of this 1182-nucleotide messenger RNA. Its product is annotated as probable methylthioribulose-1-phosphate dehydratase. Gene Ontology annotation, cellular component: cytoplasm. The transcript has 8 exons. Gene Ontology annotation, molecular function: methylthioribulose 1-phosphate dehydratase activity; metal ion binding. Bases 174 to 854 code for a protein of 226 amino acids. Lineage: Eukaryota; Metazoa; Arthropoda; Insecta; Lepidoptera; Lycaenidae. The record is from RefSeq and is a predicted model, not a curated record.
UACAUUCUGCAGUUUCGUUGUAAAAUACAGCUGAUACCAUUGCUGAUACCUACUACUAUAACUCUGAGGAAUAAAAUAUUAUUAAAUCUUCGUAGAUAAUUUUAUCAGUGAACUAUUGAUAAGGACCAGACAGUCACUAUACCACACAUUGUAACCGCAGAAAACUAAAGAUAAUGGAACUUGGACCAGAGCAUCCGAGGAAUCUCAUACCGGAGCUGUGCAAACAGUUCUACCAUCUGGGAUGGGUCACAGGAACCGGCGGAGGAAUCUCCAUAAAGGAGGGGGACAAAAUAUACAUAGCUCCGUCCGGUGUACAGAAGGAGAGGAUGAAGGCGGAUGACCUGUUUGUGCAGACAAUCAAUGAUGAGGACUUAGAAUUACCACCACCAGAGAAACGGCUAAAGAAGAGUCAGUGCACGCCCCUAUUCAUGCUGGCGUACCGCGAGCGCGGGGCUGGAUCGGUUAUACACACACACUCGCCGCACGCGGUGCGUUGCACGCUGCUGUGGGGAGACGAGUUUGUUAUCACGCACCAGGAGAUGAUCAAGGGCAUAAAAGACGCCACCCUCAACCGUUAUCUACGCUACGACGAAAAGCUAGUAGUGCCCAUUAUAGAGAACACGCCAUUUGAGCGAGAUCUAGCGGGGAGUUUGGCGGAGGUCUUGCGCAGAUAUCCCGGGACUAGCGCAGUGCUGGUGCGGCGACAUGGUGUGUACGUGUGGGGGGAUAGCUGGCAGCAGGCUAAGACUAUGACGGAGUGCUACGACUACUUAUUCGAGAUGGCCGUCGAAAUGAAAAAGCUGGGUUUGGACCCCGCACACAACCCUGAAACACAAAAUGGAAAGAGUUCUUAAAAUAUAACCAAAUCAUUUGUUUUUCACCCCAAAACACAGGGUAUUGUGUGCCUUAAUAGCCCUGGCUUCGGCCCUUGGCGAGGAGGGUUACCCGACCACCGGCGCCAAGACGGAGAAGGAACACCCCACCAACAACUACCAAUACAAAUACGGCAUCAGCGAGGGUGAGAAGAGCCUCCUCCUCGACCUGGCCCUCGAUGGAGACUCCGACGACCUGAACAAAGCCUUCUUCGAGUACACCAACUCCAGAGACCAGGUCUACAGAACUGACUACAUCGCCGACGCCUCCCACCCCGAACACGUUUUGUAAAUAUAUGACUAAUUAGCG